AUGAUGGACUUCGACGGGGGGUCAUCUCAAGAUGGUUCCGCAUACACGCCACAGAGCUACGAAGGUAACUUCAGCAGCCGGGAGCGCAUUGCCAUCGUGGGUAUGUCUGCUCGGAUGCCAGGGGAUGUCAGUAACCCAGUUGAAUUCUGGAACUUGUGCGGUCGGGCACGGAGUGGCUGGUCUGAGAUUCCGCCAGAGCGCUUCUCUCCCGAGACAUACUAUCACCCAAACGCAGGAAACAAAGGAACUCAUAAUGCACGGGGAGGGCACUUCUUGAGCGAGAACGUCGCACUCUUCGAUGCGCCCUUCUUCAACGUGACAACAGCCGAAGCCACGGCGAUGGACCCGCAACAACGAUUGUUGUUGGAAGGUACGUUCGAAGCGUUCGAGAAUGCGGGCAUCUCGAGAUCUGAAGUCAUGGGUCAGAAAAUUGGUGUUUUCAUGGGCGGCUAUGGGCCCGACUAUCAACUCUUGGGACACAAGGAUACGGAAACUGUCCCUAUGUACUUCGCUACAGGGACAUGCAAGGGACUUAUGUCUAAUCGGGUUUCGUAUUACUUUGAUUUGAGAGGCCCCAGUGUGACAGUCGACACUGCAUGUUCGUCAAGUCUCGUUGCCCUACAUCUGGCUUGCCAAUCUCUGCGGGCUGGAGAGUCGACUGCUGCUGUUGUUGGUGGGGUUCAUUUGAAUAUUAGUCCGGAUAGCUUCCCUACAAUACUCUUCUCAGAAACGGGAAAAUCAUACGCGUUCGACCACCGGGGUACUGGAGGCUAUGGUCGUGGUGAAGACGUUGGUUGUCUGAUUCUCAAGCGUCUUUCAGAUGCCCUCGAGUCGAAUGACCGCAUUCGUGCAGUGAUCGUAAAUUCGGGUACAAACCAGGAUGGUCGCACCAAUGGGAUUACCAUGCCUAACGGAUCAGCUCAAGAAGACCUUAUACGGUCAGACGUGGGCUUCGUCGAGGCUCAUGGAACUGGAACGAAAGUGGGAGAUCCUAUUGAGGCAAAAGCCCUAGCCAAUGUACUCGGCAGGGGAAGAACAGGGGACGAUCCAUUACUGGUAGGAUCAGUAAAGACAAAUGUUGGCCACCUGGAAGCGGCUAGUAGAGUGGCCUCGUUGAUAAAAGCUGCAAUGAUGCUAGAACGAGGCUUUAUCCUACCACACCGCGACUUUGAAAGGUUCCCGACCAGUAUAUCAACCAGUUUGAACAUCAAGGUCCCGACACGCCAAAUACCAUGGCCAGCUAACAAGCGAUACAUUUCAAUCAAUAACUUUGGAUUCGGAGGCGCAAAUGCCCACGUAGUGUUGGAGAAGGGGUGUCGCCCAGCAGCACCAGUGGAAGAAUGUGUGGAUGUACCAGGAUCUGACAAGCAAGAACCAAGGCGGCUCUUUGUCCUGUCUGCACACGACGAAAAGGCAGCCAGGGCAAGAGAGCGGCGAUUUGUAAUGCCAUGGAUGAUAGCAUUGACCGCGACAGAAUUAAGUGACUUACCUAGACAGCUGGUAGAUCGACAGUCACGCCCAGUGAGGUCUAAGCAGCCUACAGCAGUUUCCUUCCUUUUCACUGGCCAAGGGGCUCAAUGGCAUGCCAUGGGUCGCGAGCUUCUCAUGACCUACCCUGUGUUUUCCACAACAUUACUGGCUACAGAUGCCGUCCUGACUAAAUUGGGAGCUGACUUCUCUCUUAUCGAGGAGCUGUCGAAGGACGAAGAAACGACCCAGGUCAACGAGCCUCACAUCAGCCAGCCAAUCUGUACAGCCCUUCAAAUUGCCCUGGUAGACCUGCUGCACUCAUGGAAUAUCAAGCCCUCCGCGGUGACGGGUCACUCGAGUGGCGAAAUUGCCUGUGCGUACGCUAGUAACGCCCUGUCAUUGGAAGACUGCAUGGCUAUUGCCUAUCAUCGUGGUAGGACCGCUAGAUGGCUGGUUGGAAACUCCACAUUGCCACCGGGUGCAAUGUUAGCAGUUGGUGCAGGGCCAGAUGAGAUAAAGGGUAUUAUGAGCAGCAUAAGCCAUGGUCGAAUAGGAAUUGCGUGCGUCAAUAGUCCAAGUAGCGUCACCAUUUCGGGUGACAGGGUUGGUAUAUUGCAGCUGGAUCGGAUCUUAGAAGGGCAAGGCAUUUUCCAUCGCAUAUUGAGGGUGAAUGUCGCAUACCAUUCUCACCACAUGCAAGCCGUGGCAGAUGACUACCACGCGUCAAUUGCCCACAUUCGGCCCAAAUAUAGCUGCUCUGCAAACCUGACAUCAACAGUUUUGUUUGCCGACAGUUUAUCGGAUAUGUGCUCAUAUGAGGCCACGGCCAACGGCCCUAGUGAGAUUAAAUUUCGCACCACAGUCUUACUAGAAGUUGGCCACCAUGCAGGUUUGGAAGGGCCAAUUAAGCAGACAGUGCCAGACGGCUUUUCUGAUGGCUCACUCGUGUAUGCCAGCAUGCUGCGCAGAACCAAGGACGCUACCGAGACCGCCCAGAAGGCCACUGGGGAACUGUUAAUGCGGGGUGUCCCUAUAGAUAUUGGGGCUAUCAACCGACCAGUUAUGGGGACCUCAUUACCCCAGGUAUUGUCAGAUAUGCCCCCAUAUCCCUUUCGACACGAUACUCCGUACUGGCACAGUUCACGUGUGAGUCAGAAGUACCUAUCUAAGGAAAGGCCACCUCGUAAUGAGAUCAUUGGAGCUCUAGCGGAUUAUUCCAAUGUGACUUUCCCGAUGGCAGGGUUUAUUACAAUGGGAAUUGAGGCCGCCCUGCAGUGCCGGAAGUUCGGUCUAGGUGGUUUUAACCUCCAAGACUUCGCCAUCCAGAGACCCCUUGUCUUGGACGAGUAUGUCGAAGUUGAAAUGGUCACCAGGCUCUCCCCCUUCAUGCUGGGCCCACAUACAUCAUCGGUUACAUGGAACGAAUUCGUUGUCUCGUCAUGGACACAGCAGCGAGGGUGGAUUCAACACUGUCGAGGGCUCGUUUCUAUUGAGACGGAAAGUCCUGUAUCAGAAGGUUCAACAACCAUCAAUAAAUUCGCAGAGUACCAGGAUGGGAAGUCUCCCUGGGUAACCAGCCUGCGCAAAGAGAAGGUAUGCAGAACCCAGACAGACUGUAAGGCCAUGUAUUCCUCUCUAGAGGCCAUUGGAACUGGGUAUGGGAUGACAUUGCAAGGGUUGAAGAACAUCGCAAUCUCAGGCGGCGGGGAGCUCACAGUUGCAGAGCUACUCGUCCCGGACACAGCAGCAACCAUGCCCCAGGUGUACGAGAAGAAGUAUUUGGUGCAUCCGACUGUGCUUGAGACUGCCUUUCAAGCUGUCUGGCCCCUAAUUGGUGCUGGUAUUACUGGCUUGAACACGUUAUACAUGGUAACUGUAGUUAAGCAAAUGUCGAUUUCGUGUGGCAUGCAGAGUGAUGCAGGGUCUGCAUUAAGAGUACUUGCAUCUCCUAAAUUACUAUUCACACAUGAUGCUUCAUCUGUGCAAAAACGGGAUGAAGUGCAAACCGAAGCGGACACAAGUUUCUCACUUGUUGUAGCCCCCCCUAACAAUCAUGAUCAAGCUUUGAUAAGCUUAGAUGGCCUAAUGCUCUUGCCUGUGCACCAGAGUGAGAAUCUAUCCCUCGAGCAGUCAGCCCGGGGGCUCUGCUACAAAGUGGACUGGAAACCAGUACUCGAAGAGGCUGCGCUGAACAGGUCUAGUAGCAGUGCUAGCAGUGACGAUACAUGCUCGGAAGGGUCCAGUGGACCAUCGUUUGUCUUGCUAGAUCCUGUGACUAUUAUCUACAGACAGGAAGACCAGUUCGACAUUGCCUUCAAGAUAUCAAAGACCUUAGAGCAACUCACAGGAAGCCCAGUCGAGCUGGAACCCUUUGGGGCCAGCGGCGAUGGCGCCAACAACAUGCUAAUCGGUGUUAUCAUAUUUCAUAUUGAUAUUGGGAGAUCUGUUCUUGCGUCGCUGUCUGGUGAAGAAUUUUGGUGGUUGAAGGACACGGCUCUGAGGGCGAGUGGACUUCUUUGGGUUUCAUGCAAUGCGUACGCAGGCCAUCAGGACCCCAACGCCCAUUUGAUAACGGGCCUUGCGCGAUGCAUACGUUCGGAAAACGAGAAGAGGUUUGCAGUAUUAGAUCUGGAGGCUAAGCCAGCACACGCCCAGGGUCAAGUCUGCUCAACACACACAUCGUAUGACAUGGAAUAUCGUGUGAGAAAUGGCCAGUUACAGGUUCCACGCGUGGUGUAUGAUUACAGGACCGACAGCUUUGUCCAGAGCGAGGCACAUGGCGAGGAAAUCCUGGAGAUCCAGCCAUUCUACUCACGCGACAAAGAAUUACGCUCACCGUUGAAACUUUCCAUCAGUAGUCGAGGAGCUCUCGAUAGCAUAUAUUUUAUCCCAGACCCGAUAGUGGGAGCACCGCUAGAAGCCAACGAGGUGGAAAUCGAGAUCAAAGCCACUGCCAUUAAUGCGAAGGAUAUUUCCCAAGUCAUGGGUCAUGCAUCCAGUAGCUUCAUCGGCAUGGAAUGUUCUGGGAUCGUAACCCAUGUUGGGAGUCUAGUCAGGCACUUCUCGGUCGUUGACAGGGUUUGUGCUCUCAAUACGAAAGGGGCAUACUCCCAGUUCACUAGGUGUAGAUACACCAGUGUGUCGCAUAUCCCGGAGGAAAUGGCGUUCGUCACUGGUGCAACGAUUCCCGCAGCGUACUGCGAGAUAGUGUUGAUACACGCGGGUGCAAGUGAUAUCGGACUUGCUGCAAUCAAGCUCGCUCAUUAUAUUGGCGCCGAGAUUUAUGUGACAGUUAAGUCCGCUAUUGAAAAGCAGUUCCUGAUGGACACGUUCAAGGACAUCCUCACAGAAGGUCAUAUCCUAUACCACGAAGAAGCUCUAUUUGGUGCUGGUCUCCGCCAGGAGACUUCAAGCCGUGAAGGAGACGGAGGAGUCGAUGUGAUCCUGAACUCUUUCUGUGUGUCAGGCGACAGCCUUCGUCAGACUUGGGAAUGUAUUGCCCAUUUUGGCCGGUUUAUUGAGAUUGGCAAACGCGAUAUCGAGGCGGAUUCGUGGUUACCAAUGCGCCCAUUCUACUAUAAUACCACAUUUUCCAGCGUGGACAUUGCUGUGAUUGCGAAUGAAAAGCCCCAGUUGAUGAAGCGUUUAAUGUCGGACGUGUUUACGAUGAUACGAAAUGGCAUUGUUGCCCCCUUGCCGGUUGAGCAUACCAAAUCCAUAUCCGAAGUUGUAGAGGCAUUUAGUCUCGUGCAAUCUGGGGAGGUCAUUAAUAAAGUUGUUCUUUCACACGGCGAAGAGGACCAGGCGCCCAUCCCCCCCUUACCAAUGACCCUUCUUCAUGCGAAUGCGACAUACAUCUUCAUCGGCGGAACCGGUGGCCUUGGUCGAGAGAUAACGCGAUGGGUGAUCUCUAAAGGGGCCCGAAAUCUGCUACUUCUCUCCCGAAGUGGAUCGAUGGGAGAGGAGGCUGCGAGACUAAUACAAGAUGCCACGAUAAAUGGAGUGGUCGUUAUGAUACAGAAGUGUGACAUCACAGAUCAAACUCAGGUUCGUCAAGUGCUUCAGGAGCUUGUUGCUGUGAACAAACUUCCUGUUCGGGGCAUCAUCCAGGGAUCUAUGGUUUUCGAUAACAUGCUGUUAGAAGACAUGCAAUAUCCAUUAUGGCAAAGGGUCAUCGCUCCCAAAGUGGCCGGGACCUGGAACCUUCACCAUGAGCUUCAAGCGGGCGGCCAUGAACCUGACUUCUUCAUCAUGCUAUCCUCGAUAUCUGGUAUAAUCGGCAGUCGUGGUCAAGCACCAUACGCAGCUGCCAACGCCUUCUUGGAUGAAUUCGCCGCAUUCCGACAGGCCCAGGGAUUACCAGCCACCACCAUCGAUAUAGCACCAGUAGUGGAUGCGGGCCGGCUGGCGGAGGAUAAUCUUGGCGAUGCGAAGAUCUUUUCCAAACGGUUUGCAUCCGAUUCCAUUUCCCAAAAGGAAGUCAUGGCACUACUCGGAGCAGCGAUAUAUGGGGACCUGCCCGCAGGUCAGUCUCAGUGUCUCACUGGGCUGAAGUUGACUAGCGAGUUAAUAAAAUUUCGAUUCUGGGCUUACGACCCCAGAUUCGAAUCUCUACUUAAGGAAGCAGAGCUCUCGUUGGAGAAUGAUCUCGACACACAUGGCGGUGCGAAGAGUUUGGAUUCUGCUGUCAAAGAGGCGCAAGCUCAAGGGGAAGCACAGGCCCUGGACGUGGUGUAUACCUCGUUAUCUCAAAAGAUCGCUGACAUUCUCAUGAAUUCCGUAGAGGAUAUUCAUCCCACCAGCUCCGUGGCUACCUGCGGUCUUGAUUCUCUUGCUGCAGUUGAGUUCCGUAACUGGAUAAGUCGCGAGCUCCAUGCUCAGUUACAGAUCCUGGAGAUAAUUACCAGUUCAAAUCUUGAGGUAUUAUCAAGGACAGUUUUGAGUCGGAGGAAGUGA
Aspergillus caelatus is the source of this 6426-nucleotide messenger RNA. RefSeq lists its product as uncharacterized. The coding region runs from base 1 to 6426 and encodes 2141 amino acids. The record is from RefSeq and is a predicted model, not a curated record. Gene Ontology annotation, biological process: fatty acid biosynthetic process; secondary metabolite biosynthetic process. Gene Ontology annotation, molecular function: oxidoreductase activity; phosphopantetheine binding; 3-oxoacyl-[acyl-carrier-protein] synthase activity. NCBI's taxonomy places the organism in Eukaryota, Fungi, Ascomycota, Eurotiomycetes, Eurotiales, Aspergillaceae. The transcript is spliced from 15 exons.